AUGUCUGGCACUACGGUACGAUUACCAUGGGGUGCCGAAAAAGAGCAUGGCACAAUAUUAAAUCCUAAUGAUUUUGGUCAACAUAGUUAUAAUAAUAAUUCAACAUUUGAUCAUAUUCGAAUUGAUCAAACAAUGAAACCUGGCGAAUAUACGUUACACAUUCUCCUUACACAGUUUUUUGUUGCUGCUGAAUCCAAAAUUGUUGAUGUUUGUUCUGAUAGUAAACAAACGCUACCAUUGAAUCAAUGCUUAAAACGUGGUGAUGAUUUACAAUUUGAUCAAUUAUUGGAUGUACUUCGUGCUAUUUCUGAACAUUCACUGCCAUCGAUUGUACGCAUUCUAUUCGAAUGGUUUCGAUUACAUUUGAAUGAUGAACAGAUCAAAAUCAAAACAGCAAAAGCAUUAACGAGAGAGAAUGAUUGGUUAGACGAACGUCGACAGCUCACUGUUCAUUUUAUAUUUUGUUUAGUAUUAAUCGAUGUUUUAAAACAGUUACCAUUUCAUCCUGGAUUUGAUGUAACAAAUGUGGAAGAUCAAGCUUUUAGAUGGUUUAAAAUGACUGAUAAAUUUAAUGAUAUGACAUCGAAUCAACCGAAUCAUGUAAAUUAUCAAAUUAUUUGUGAUUUAUAUGCGGAAGUUGUUGGUGUACUUGCACAUAGUCGAUUUUUGACAACGAAACGUCGUUUUAUGCUCGAAUUAAAUUCAUUGCGUAAAGAAACAGCCAGUCCUAUUAUAAAUACAAAUAUCAUCAGUUUAUUGAUGGGCAUGCGUUUUUUUCGUGUUAAAAUGACGCCAGUUGAAGAUUUUGAAGCAUCCUUUCAAUUUCUACAAGAUUUGGCAAAUUAUUUUUUAGAAAUACGUGAACGUGAUAUCAAAAAUGCCUUAGCCAGUUUAUUUGUUGAAAUACUACUUCCUGUAGCGGCUGUUGUCAAAUUAGAAGUAAACAUUCCAAUUGUUAGAAAUUUUGUUGAAUUAUUACAUUCUCCUGUGUUUGAUUUAUGCUCAAAAACAAAACAUCGACUGGCUAUGUUUCCAUUGAUGACAUGUCUUUUAUGUGUUAGCCAAAGACAAACAUUUUUAACGAAUUGGAAUAAAUUUAUGAUGUUAUGUUUGGGAAAUUUACGCGGAGAUACUAAACUUGCUCGUGUUGCGCUUGAAUCAUUGUACAGAUUAAUAUGGGUUUAUAUGGUUCGAAUUAAAGGUGAAAAUGUCAAAACAACGAAUCAACAUUUAAAUCUUAUUGUUAAUAGUCUUUUCCCAAAAAGUUCAAAAGCACUGACGCCAAAAGAUGGACCAUUGCAUAUUUUUGUAAAAAUCAUUCAUUUUAUAUCAAAAGAGAAACUUGACUUUGCAAUGAAAGAUAUUAUCUUCGAUUUAUUAAGUGUUGGACGAUGUCGCAAUCUGUUACCAGAGAGAAUGAAUGUUGGCCUUCGUGCAUUUCUUGUUAUCGCCGAUAGUCUAGCACAAAACGAUGAUGCACCACCAAUGCCACUUCCAUCCAUGACUUUUCCAUCCGGUCAUACGAUUCGUUCACGUCGUCCUCAGACAAAAAUGAUAAGUGAAUCAAUUGUAAAAGAAAUUGGCUUGUCAACGUACUAUGUAUCAAUUCGAAAAACAUUUGAUACUAUUUUGAAAAUGUUAGAUACUCAGGUUGGAAGAUGUUUGUUAUUAACCCGACCAGAUAAUGCGAAUAAAGAUACAGAAGACUUACUAAGCGGUGAUCGAAAACCAAAACUCGAACUUCUUCGUACAUGUAUAGCCGCUAUACCUCGUCUAUUACCACUUGGAACGUCUCAAGAAGAAUUAAUUGAAAUGCUUGCACGUCUUACUAUUCACAUGGAUUCAGAAUUGGCAAUACAAGCAUUUCAGUCGUUGCAAUAUUUCGUUAUGGAAUUACCAGAUUGGAGAAAAAGUGUUUUUCGAGGUUUUACCAAUUUUAUUAUACGAGAAGUAACAGAUACGCUGAUGUUUUUGUCUGAUGCAUGUAAAACAACAUUGGAAAAUUCAAUGAAAUUUCUUUUACAACUUGUUCAGCAAUGGAAAUAUGCUGUUUUGAAUCUCGCAAAUAAAAAUGGUGCCAAUAUACGUACAGAUUCUCUGUCAGCAGAUGUUGAAACAUUAGCCAUGGUCGAAGGUUUUGGAAUUAUCUGUUUAUCUCAAACACAACACAUACGUCGAAAAUAUGGUGUUUUAUUAUUGCGUGAAAUUAAAAAUAUAGCUGUGGCUACAAAAUGUUUGCAGGCCAAUUUAUUCUGUGGUUCGACCGUUGAUUUAGCCUGGCUUGUCGAUCGUUCAUUGAUGUGGGAUGCUGUAGAAGAUAAUAAGACAACAUGUGAUAAUAAUAAUGUAAAUCAAAAUAGUACAUUACAAUCAACACCUUCACUUUCUACAAUCAGUUCUGGACCAACUUUAAUAAAUUCAUUAUCAAUUCCUGUUCCAUCGUUAGCUACAACUCAACAACAGCAACAAACAUCUGGUUUGUCAUCUUCGAUGCCAUCAUCUUUAUUGCAAUCAUCGUUGAAUGCAUUAGCGUCAACAAACACUCCAACAUUAACUACAGUCACAAGUACAUCGAAUACGUCGACGGUUGCGGGUGGUUCAUCAACAACAAACCAAAAUUUAUCAAAUAGUAUGAAUUCAAAUGAUGUAACAAGAUUUGAUCUUUGGGCUGAAUGUUUAGCCGAAUUAUUUUCAUAUAAAAAUAUUUUGCAAUUUCCUUAUGCGAGAGCUGAAGCAUGGCACAUGGCAAGCUAUCGACUAAAUUAUUUAUUUUCAUACGUUGAUCCAAAUAAUCAAACAACGGAUGUACGUUCCUCAUUUGUCUUUCGUACCACCGAUUUAUUAAAAAAAGCAAAUGAACGUGAAUACAAUUUAAAUUUAUGGAAAAACUACUUGAUUGUUGCAUGUUGUUUAACAAUAUCAGGCACAGAACGAUUACAGGGUUAUAAUGCGGAUGCUAGUGUUUAUCAAGAAACACAUCAGGAUUCAUCUAAAUUUUAUACGGCAUCUUCAGUGACAGCUGUUGCAUUGUUUCGUGUUGUCGUGCCGUUAGUUCGAAACGAACUAAGUGAUAUGAGAGAAAUAAUUAUUAGAGGUCUCGGUCGAACAAAUCCAGAAGCUUUCAAAGAUCUAUUUGAAGAUUUAACUGUUUAUAUUAAAGAUGCUAUGGAGAUAAAACAAGAGAAAGUGAGACGAAUGAAAAAACGUGAUUAUACAAGACUACGCUUGAUACGAAUAUUUGAAUUACUUGCUGAUCGUGAUGUAUUUCGUUAUUGUUAUCUAGACGAAACUGUUUUUAAACGUUCAUCUUACCAGACAUACAAUGAAUAUUUACAAGGUGCACUGAUAUAUCUUGAUCUUGAAAAUGAAAAAGAUUCUGAAUUAAUACAACAAAUUCGACAAUAUUUUGCUCGUUUUACUUAUAAAUUUAUUAAUCAAAUACCUCGUACGGCUCGUGAAACACUUAUUCCACCUCACAUAAGAUACAGCUUAUUUGAAUUAUUUCGAAAAUGGAGUGGUAAUUUCAAUAUUAUGACAGUAUUCGGUGCAACAAGAGAACAAAAGACUGAACCAUGUUCUGAACUGGAAUUAGUUUCCAUUCAAGCUUGUGCAGCAACGCUUUGUUGUGGAACAAUAGCCUUUGAAUGGUUUCAGAAAACAGUGGUACCAUGGUUAGAUCAAUUUAUUGCUGCACACGAGACAAAUCAAUUGGCAAUAAACACCGUCUUUCAAUUACUUGAAUUACAUGGUGAAAAUACUAAUACAAUGGUUAUUGAUUAUGUGACAGAUCGAUGUUACACAAAAUCUGUACGCUUUAGUGAUCGAUGUUUUACAGCAUUAGCAAAAAUAUUUAUUGAAGUUGCCAAUGAUUAUCCUUGUGAUAUAACUGCUGUUUUGACAUUAACAAUGUUGAAUGUUGGCUCACCACGUAUGCAUAUUCAUGAAUUAGCAUUAAGAUUAAUGGUUGUAUUAUGCAAAGGUCAUCUGAUUGACACUCAGCCAACAACUGCAACAACAGGUUCAACCGAACAGUUGGCACAACCAGUUACAGAUGACGUUGCAUAUAUAUUAUCACUGGCAUCAUCUUAUUCAAAAAGUCAAAUGUUAUUAAGUGAAUAUAUGGCAAGGAGACGACCAGACUUAACUAUAGCAAUGUUUUCAGAGGUGACAACACGCGUAUUAACUGCAACAUCGAGCUGUCGAAGCUCACUGUUAAUGAUUUUAUUACCAUGGGUAUAUAAUAUUGAAUUGAUUGAUUCAUCAUUACCAAAGUCAAAUGGAAAUGAUAAUAAUUAUUAUGACAAUGGUCAUGCUUUUCUUAAAGGUUCUGGAUGGGGUAGUGUACAAGCAACUGAACUAAUUUUGAAUAAUCUAUUUUAUUUAACUGUUACAUACAGUUCGGAGCAUGCCACCGAGUUAGAACUCUUAUGGAAUGCCUUAACAUCAACGUGGGCACAUAAUUUAAAAGUAAUAUUACGUUAUACAUUAAUUAUGGUCACAUUAUCCCCCUGUGAAUUAUUACCACACGCUAAAAAGGUAACAUUGUACAUAUGUAAAAAUAAUGAAGAACGUUUAUUAAACGAAUUGAUGAAUGAAUUACAACAAAUGGAAUCAUUUAAUGGUUUACUUGAACGAACAGAUACAUUACCAUUUUAUCGUUUUACAAAUUCAAAUAAUACAACAACAAACAAUACUACGACAAAUCCAAUGAAUCCAAUGUUAUUAAUUAAAAAAUCGUCCUCGACAUUUAACGCACACGAUGCGUCACAGCAACAAACUCGUGGAGUUUUUCAUAAUAAACGACAUCAUAGUGGUGAAGAUACGUUGGACACAUUCCCAGGUCUAGCAUUAAAAAGUAGAACAUCAUCACAAACAAGUUUAACCAGUUUUCAUGAUAAAAUAACAGUACGAGACUCGUUCGAUGGAGAAAAGGAAUUUUCGAUGAUGCGUGUCGAUGAAGUGCAUCAACCAGCUCCACUACCAUUGGCUCCUUAUGGGGGUACUGCUGCACCAUUUAAAACAUUGCUACCAGAAUUGUCAAGUCCAAUUCCAUGUUUAUUUCGAUGUAGUAUUGGCAUUAUGCUCAUUAAUGAACUAAUUGUUAGUGGAUUACAAAUCGAUUGGUCAGCUCAUUUACCAGAAUUGUUACACAUAGCUAUGUUAGGUUGGUCUUGUUUUUUUUUUCCUUCUAAUAUUUAUUGUGGCUAUUCACUCAUACCUUUUUAUCUUAAAGGAAUGGAUCAUAAUCGUGCUAUUGUUUAUGAACAUUGCAAAAGUCUUGUAUUGAAUUUAUUAUUGGCAUUAAGUGUACAAUCCGAACAAAUAUGGUUAAGUGAAAUGCUGUUAUCAUACGUCGAUUGGGAUAAUAGCAAAUUAUCAACAAAAAUUCGUCAAGAACGAGAGAGUGCAGGACAAAAUUGGACAUUAUUAAGUGAAACAUUAAACGAUAAUUCAAUUGGAAAUAGUGUGGGAAGUAAUAGUUCAUCGUCAAGUAUGAUCGAUACAAUGAAUGUUUCAACAACGGGAGAUACACUAACAGCGUUGACACGUGAAGAAAUAUUACAAAAAUUUAUCCAAUACUUAAAUAAGAAAAAAGGAAGUCCAUUGUGGGCUUAUGAAGAUAUCACAGCAAAAGUACAUACGCUACGAAGUGUCAAACAGUUACGACAAUUUGUACAAUGGAUUGUUUAUCUGUUUCGUUCAUGUGUACCACAAGCAAUGGUAGAAGAAAGAUGGAUGCAGUUAGCAUUAAGAAUUACAUUAAGUUGUUCGAGUAGACAUUAUGCUGGACGUUCGUUACAAAUCAUACGUGCAUUAGGUUUACCAUUGAGCUUUCGUUGGGUAAUUGAUAUAUUAUCACGUUUAGUGGAAACAGUUGCUGAACCAGGUGAUGAUAUGCAGGGUUAUGUAACAGAAAUAUUACUGGCAUUAAUGCAAAACAUUGAUUCAUUAAUAAUGCAAAUACGCGGCUUGGCAACAUCCACAUUUGCACAACAACGUUUAUUACCACCAAUGACUACCCAACAAUCUCAUACUUCAACAUUUCAUGAUUCCGGUGUGCCAUCAUCAACAACAUCAUCGUUAUUAACAAGUAAAAUUGAAGCAUUACAGAAUAAACUUUUGUGUACAGGAAUACACAAUCGUUUUCAACCACAACGUCAUUCUCGUCAUCAUCAUUCGUUAGCUGAACGUGAUACUCUAUCAGUUGUUAUUACAGGUGCAAGUUCGACUGGAGGUUCUUCUCUGUCACCUUAUUU
This is a messenger RNA of Didymodactylos carnosus, 6257 nucleotides long. The record is from the annotation of a GenBank genome assembly. Lineage: Eukaryota; Metazoa; Rotifera; Eurotatoria; Philodinida; Philodinidae.